Drepanopeziza brunnea f. sp. 'multigermtubi' MB_m1 is the source of this 1071-nucleotide messenger RNA. RefSeq lists its product as uncharacterized. NCBI's taxonomy places the organism in Eukaryota, Fungi, Ascomycota, Leotiomycetes, Helotiales, Drepanopezizaceae. The record is from RefSeq and is a predicted model, not a curated record. Gene Ontology annotation, molecular function: oxidoreductase activity; zinc ion binding.
AUGUCGAAGACCAUGAAAGCAGUCGUCUUCGAUGGCCCCUUGAAGAUCUCUGUGCAGGACCGGCCGGUCCCUAAGAUUCAGGAUCCGACGGACGUUAUCAUCAAAGUGAAGUACACUGCACUAUGCGGAAGUGAACUUCAUGUUUUCCGCGGCCAUCAACCCAGUGAGACGGAUUUCAUCAUGGGCCACGAAGCGACCGGCCAAAUCAUUGAAAUCGGGUCGGCCGUCAAGAACCACAAGGUCGGCGACACGGUCGUCAUGCCCUUCACCGUCUCCUGCGGCGAUUGUUUCUACUGCCAGCGCGGCUUCUCUUCCCGGUGCGCCAAAAGCCUCCUGUUCGGCUGCCCCGUGCUUGACGGCGGCCAGGCGGAAUACAUGCGGGUUCCGCUCGCCGAUGCCACGGCCGUCACGGCUCCGCCGGGCAUCGACGAGAAGAAGCUGGUGCUGAUGGCAGACAUCUUCCCCACGGGCUACUUCGGCGCGCAGAACGCCUUCAAGGGCUUGGACGCCGAAACUAUAAGUCAGAGCGUCGUCGUGCUGAUCGGCUGUGGUCCGGUGGGCUUGUGCGCCCUCAUCAAUGCGCUGGAGUACAAACCCAAGAUCGUGCUCGCGGUCGACCGCGUCGAGUCGCGGCUCGCGCUUGCGAAGAAGCUGGGCGCGGAACCGUGGAAUGAUCAGCAGGAUCGGGAAGGGUUGGAGAGGCGCGUGAAGGAGCUGACGGAUGGGAGGGGGGCGGAUAUGGUGAUUGAGGGCGUGGGACACGCUGAUGCGCUGAAGAUGGGCUUCCAGCUGCUGAGGCCGUGGGGCGUGAUCAGUAGUUUUGGGGUGCAUCAUGAACCGAUUCCCUGGACGGGCGAUGAGGCGUACGGGAAGAAUCUGAGGGUGCAGAUGGGGAGGUGUCCCGUUCGGAGCCUCUUCCCGGAAGCGCUGGCGAUGUUGCAGAAGCACCAGGAUAAGCUAGAUUUCAUGACAGACAAGUUCAUGCCGUUAAGCCAGGCGGCCGAAGGAUACGACAUCUUUAAUAAGAUGCAAGUGCAGAAAGUGGUGUUCGUGCCGGAGCAUUCGAGCUGA